Molecule: messenger RNA, 930 nt
Organism: Cavenderia fasciculata
Lineage: Eukaryota; Evosea; Eumycetozoa; Acytosteliales; Cavenderiaceae
Exons: 3
Coding region: 1-930 (309 amino acids)
Source: RefSeq, a predicted model, not a curated record
AUGCCAGUUUGUGGAAACAAUAGUUGUGACAAGGAAUAUGAUGAGACAACUUUAGAUCAAUGUUGUUAUCAUCCAGGUAGCGCUAUCUUUCAUGACGGUAUGAAAGGUUGGAGUUGUUGUUCAAAAAGAGUUAUAGAGUUUGAAGACUUUUUACAAAUAUCAGGGUGUGCAUCUGGGAGACAUAAAGAAAAGCAAAAGAAAGAACCAACUACUAUAGUUCAACACAAUCCAUCAACAUCUUUAUCUGCAUCGACAGUUGAAACCUAUGGCACAAGCAACCCAAAAAACGAUAAGUUUGCACCAAAACCAAUCUCACAAGCUGAAGCCAGCAAGAAAAUUGUACUCCCACCAAAGGAAUACGUUGAAGUCAAUGACCCAGAAAAUGCAGUCAUUGCUGUCAAUGGUCCUUGUCUCAGACAAGGUUGUAAGUCAGUCUAUGUCGAUGAAUCUUCACGUCAACAAGAAUGUAUCUAUCAUUCAGGUGAACCAGUUUUUCAUGAUGGUUCAAAAGGUUAUUCUUGUUGUAAACCUAAAGCAGCAAUAUUUGAAGAAUUUUUAAAGAUUAAAGGAUGUAAAACUGGAAAACAUAGAUUUGUUGGAGAGAAAAAGGUUCAAGAAAAUAGUAUAGUAUGUAAAUAUGAUUGGUAUCAAUCGUAUGAUGCUGUUCAUCUUACAAUCUAUGCUAAACAAGCCAACACACAAUUGUCAAAGAUCGAAUUCACUGACAAUCAAACUAUCGACAUUCACAUUGUCUUGAGAGACAAUAAGGAAUUCAACAAGGUAUUGCAUUUGGCUGGAACUAUUGAUACCCAAAAAUCAACCAUUACCUUUUUAUCUACAAAGAUUGAAUUAAAAUUGAUUAAAGAUCCACAAGUUUCUUUUUCAAAAUUGGAACAAGAUGAAUUGGAUUUAUUUAGAUAUCAAGUUUAA